This is a messenger RNA of Phytophthora sojae, 471 nucleotides long. RefSeq lists its product as hypothetical. NCBI's taxonomy places the organism in Eukaryota, Oomycota, Peronosporomycetes, Peronosporales, Peronosporaceae. The transcript has a single exon. The record is from RefSeq and is a predicted model, not a curated record. Bases 1 to 471 code for a protein of 156 amino acids.
AUGCCGGCCGACUCCCAACGGUCCUGCAGCGCCAAAUUGUUGGUCGUCGUGAUUGCUCUCUUAGCAUGCGCCUGUGGGCUCUCGGGGGCGGACACCACCAUCGCCAAUGUUGCUCCCUCGUACAGUCUUCACGGGCCCGAUCAAGCUCACGGACACACCAAGCGGCAGCUACGGUGCCACUCGCUGCUAGCAGUGGAUGAAGAUGCUGAAGAGAGGGGAAUCGCCAACAACCCCAGCGUUGCAAAAGUUCUCUAUAAGCUGACGCCGAACAAGCAAAAGGCUGCUGAGAAACUGUUUAAACGGCUCAAACUCGGCAAAAACACGCCCAGCAUUUUCACGAAUGCCAAGUUUCUGAAGUGGGAGAAAACUGUGGCCAAGUCUUUCAAGACGAACCCCGAAGCGGCAGACAUCGUCAUCUUGUCGCCCCUCCAUUCCGAGGAAAGUAAGUCCUCCACUGUUGCCACAGUAUGA